Molecule: messenger RNA, 2813 nt
Organism: Lolium rigidum
Lineage: Eukaryota; Viridiplantae; Streptophyta; Magnoliopsida; Poales; Poaceae
Product: BTB/POZ domain and ankyrin repeat-containing protein NPR3-like
Exons: 4
Coding region: 654-2444 (596 amino acids)
Biological process (GO): defense response to fungus; regulation of jasmonic acid mediated signaling pathway; regulation of salicylic acid mediated signaling pathway
Cellular component (GO): nucleus
Molecular function (GO): protein binding
Source: RefSeq, a predicted model, not a curated record
UACCUCGCAACAAGCGGCCAAGCCAAGAGGGGAAUAGAAAAUCUACCCGCGGAUAACCUUUUUUCUUUCGAGCGACGACGAAAUUUCCCGAUAAGAGCAAGCGCCGCUGGCGCUUCCGCGUUCGGUUCCUGUACCUUUCCUUUGCCGAUUGCGGUAGCAGCAGCGCCAGCCAGCCAGCCAGCCAGCGCUUCUCCUUCUUCUUCCCAGAAUCCGGGCGUGUUUGGCUAGUUCUUGUGCCGGCCAAUCAAUCAUUCGCCGCAGUAAAUCCGCAGAGCUUUAAAGCUGUUUAUUUGGAGCUUUUUUUCGAGCGCAAGUUCCUCUCCAUUUUCUUUUGGAGUUCCAGCCUGCUGCUCUCUUCCGCUGGUUUUCUUGCAGGAGAUCCAUGCCUCCUUCUUGACCUGAAACCUUCUUCCGGUUUUCUGUACUUGAUUUGCGUGAUUCCCUUUUGUUCUUCUUGGAGUGUUUGCCACUUUCAGAGGCUUUGAUUCAUCGGGAAGAUCCACUUCUCCAAUCAUUUGAUCCCAGAAAGUCAUAAGCCACCUCGUGCGGAGUGGAGCAGAGCUCGGAUUCUGUUUGUACGCCUUGCCCAAGAAUCAUGGACCAAACCUGAGCUUCUAGAACCUUCUACCACCAGCUUUCCCUCUUCCCGCUCCAUGGAGACAUCGACAGUUACCUUCUCCUCGUCCUCCUCGCCUCCGCCGUCGCCGUCCCCGUCACCGUCGCGGCCGCAGGCCGCGCCGGCCGACCUCGACGCCGUCAGCCUCGGCCGCCUCAGCGGCAACCUCGAGCGCCUCCUCGACCCCUCCUUCUUCAACUGCACGGACGCCGACGUCGUCCUCGCGGCUGGAGGCGACGACGCCGUCGUCGGCGUCCACCGGUGCAUCCUCGCCGCCAGGAGCAACUUCUUCCUCGCUCACUUCUCCUCGCUCACCGCCGACCCCGCUGCCGGCGAGAAGCCGCGGCUGGUGCUCGCCGACCUUGUCCCAGGUGGGUGCCACAUCGGCCGCGACGCCAUCGUGCCCGUUCUUGGCUACCUCUACACCGGCCUCCUCAAGCCGCCGCCGCAGGGCGCGGCCGUCUGCGUCGACGACCAGUGCUCGCACCAGGCGUGCCGCCCGGCCAUAGACUUCGUCGUCGAGUCCACCUACGCCGCCUCCGGCUUCAAGAUCCCCGAGCUCGUCUCGCUCUUCCAGCGUCGCCUGUCUGACUUUGUCAACAGAGCUCUGGUUGUGGUUGAGGACAUAGUGCCGAUUGUUCUCGUUGCUUCCACCUGCCAGCUUACAGACCUGCUCAGCCAAUGUAUUCAACGGGUUGCCCACUCCAGCGUUGACAGCCGUUACCUCGAGAAGGAGCUUCCAGAUGAAACCUUUGCCAAGGUCAUGGAGCUUCGUCAAUACUUGUCGCCUCGCGAAUCGGACGAGUUCAUUCUGGGUCCCGAGCAUGCCAAGAAGGUCAGGAACGUUCACAAGGCCUUGGAUUGUGAUGAUGUUGACCUUGCUAAUCUGCUCCUGGAGGAGUCUGGAAUCACCUUGGAUGGUGCACUUGCCAUACACCAUGCUGCUGCCUAUUGUGAACCCAAAGUGUUAGCUCAAAUAUUGAAACUCAAGUCAGCCAGCGACUCCGCUAACGUGAAUCUGAAGAAUGGGAGUGGGUACACACCGCUGCAUAUGGCCUGCAUGAGGCGAGAACCCCAGAUCAUCCUUUCACUUACAGAGAAGGGAGCAUCCGUGCAGGAGAAGACCAGAGAUGGCCGUGACGCUCUUACCAUCUGCAAGAGAUUAACAAGGGAGAAAGACUGCAACAGCAAGCUGGAGAAGGGUAAGGAGAGAAGCAAGGCUUACUUGUGCAUCGACAUCUUGGAGCAAGAGAUCAAGAGGACAUCCUUUGUCUUGGAGAGGCAACUCUCUGACGAGGUUUCAGUUGCCAUGCCUUUGCUGGCAGAUAAUUUUCACACCAGGCUCCUAACCUUGGAAAAUAGAGUUGCCUUUGCCAGAAUAUUCUUCCCUUCCGAAGCAAAGCUUGUCAUGCGCAUAGCUCAAGCUGACUCAACUCAAGAGUUUGCUGGUCUCAGCUCAGCUAACUUCUGUAAAUUGAAGGACGUUAACCUUAAUGAGACUCCCAUAAUGCAGAGCAACAGGCUGCGUGAACGUCUUGACGCCUUGAUGAAGACAGUUGAGCUAGGGCGGAAGUACUUCCCGCAUUGUUCAGAUGUUCUUGAUAAGUUCCUCAUCGAAGAAUCCACUGAUUUGUUCUUCCUUGAGAGUGGCACUGCCGAGGACCAGCACACCAGGAGGAUGCGCUUUUCUGAACUCAAAGACGAGGUGAACAAGGCCUUCAACAAAGAUAAGGCGGCCAUAGGUUCUUCAUCAACAUCCUCCUCCUCUUCACCAAGGGCUGAUGGAAAGGUUAGACAUGGCAACAAGAAAGCGAGGCUAUCACGGUAGCAUCAGUAGGUUAAGCCCAACACACGAUUUCAGAAAGGUGGGGAAGCAUGGUCUGGAUGUUGUUGGCCAUUUGUAGUUCAGGGAAACCAUGUAGCCCAACAAGCAUCUCAGUUAUGUUUGCUUACUUGGGGGUGCAUUUCUUGUAGUUAUUGUGGUUUAACAUAUGACACGGUUCAGUAGAUAAUUUUGAAUCUUCGGUGGCCAGUUUUACACAGCCAUUCUAGCUGUGUUGUGUGUCCUGGUUCAUCGUUUUCGAGAAAACUGUAGUAUUAGCAUGUUGGUAGUACGUAACUUCCAGUCUUGCACAAUGCUUGAAAGUAUUAGGUGUUCGGAAGAUGGAUCUUUUAAAUUCCACGAGCCUUCAGAUUA